Molecule: messenger RNA, 1962 nt
Organism: Xiphias gladius (swordfish)
Lineage: Eukaryota; Metazoa; Chordata; Actinopteri; Istiophoriformes; Xiphiidae
Gene: hnrnpl
Product: heterogeneous nuclear ribonucleoprotein L
Exons: 14
Coding region: 40-1629 (529 amino acids)
Biological process (GO): regulation of RNA splicing; mRNA processing
Cellular component (GO): nucleus
Molecular function (GO): mRNA binding
Source: RefSeq, a predicted model, not a curated record
ACAUCAUGAAUGCAGCAGUAGCCCGGCAGACAGGACAACAUGGCUGCUGCUGCGGGCCGUUACUACGGAGAAGGUGGCAGAGCGACGAAAAGACAGAAAACUGAGGACGGAGGAAUGACAACGGAGAGUUACGAUGACCCUCAUAAGCCGCUGCCCUCCCCGGUGGUGCACAUCAGGGGCUUGGUGGACGGUAUAAUGGAGGCUGACCUGGUGGAGGCCCUGCAGGAGUUUGGGGCCAUCAGUUAUGUGGUUAUGAUGCCCAAGAAACGCCAGGCCCUGGUGGAGUUUGAGGACAUGAAUGGAUCCUGCAAUGCUGUCACGUAUGCUGCAGAGAACCAGGUGUACAUUGCAGGCCACCCUGCCUUCAUCAAUUACUCCACCAGCCAAAAGAUCUCCCGGCCAGGAGACUCAGACGACACCCGGAGCGUCAACAAUGUGCUGCUGCUCACGAUCAUAAACCCCAUCUAUCCAAUCACCACGGAUGUGCUCUACACCAUUUGUAACAACUGUGGUCCUGUACAGAGGAUUGUCAUCUUCAGAAAGAAUGGUGUUCAGGCCAUGGUUGAAUUUGAUUCGGUCCAAAGUGCCCAGAGGGCUAAAGCCUCUCUGAAUGGGGCAGACAUCUAUUCUGGCUGUUGCACUUUAAAGAUCGAAUAUGCCAAGCCAGCACGCCUUAAUGUCUUCAAGAACGACCAAGACACGUGGGACUACACAAACCCUAACCUGAGUGGCCAAGAUGCUGAUGGUGAAGGCAAUUGGAACAAUUCACAAGAUCCCAAUGCCAAUUCCAACAAACGCCAGAGGCAGCCUGCUCUUCUUGGAGACCACCCACCUGAUUAUGGUGGCCCCCAAGGAGGUUAUCAUGGCUACAAUGACGACAGCUACGGUCCCCCUCCUCCCCACCGCAUGGGACCAGGGAUGGGUGGGCGUGGUCGGGGUAGCCAGCGCUAUGGCCCUGGAUAUGGACCACCACCACCCGAGUAUGGUCCUCACGCUGACUCCCCAGUUCUUAUGGUAUAUGGCCUUGAGCCCUCCAAGAUCAAUGCUGACAAGGUCUUCAACAUAUUCUGCCUCUAUGGCAAUGUAGAGAGGGUUAAGUUCAUGAAAAGUAAGCCAGGGGCAGCAAUGGUGGAGAUGGGGGACUGCUACUCUGUGGACAGGGCCAUCACUCACCUCAACAAUAACUUCCUUUUUGGACAGAAACUCAAUGUUUGUGUGUCCAAGCAGCAAGCUAUUGUGCCAGGACAGUGUUACCAGUUAGAGGACAACACAAGCAGCUUCAAAGAUUUCCAUGGAUCCCGCAACAACCGCUUCACCUCACCAGAGCAGGCAGCCAAAAACCGAAUCCAGCACCCCAGCAACGUCCUCCACUUCUUUAACGCACAGCCUGACAUAUCCGCAGAGAUCUUCAACCAGGUCUGUCAUGAACUUGGAAUUAAGAGCCCAACAAGUGUGAAACUUUUCACUGGAAAGAGUGAGCGAAGUUCAUCUGGCCUGCUGGAGUGGGAAUCCAUCAAUGAUGCCAUGGAAGCCCUAGCUAUGAUGAACCAUUACCAGAUGAAAAACCCUAGUGGGCCUUACCCUUACACACUGAAGCUGUGUUUCUCAACCACACACCAUGCCAACUAAAUAUUCUCCCUUCAAGCUAUUUGUAAUGUUUUAUGUCUUUGCAUAGUGUACCGCAGUUCUUUUGUCAAGUCCCAUUAAACAUUCAGUCAGUGCUGACAGAAACUAGGAUUGAUGUGCUUGAGAACGUGUUACUUUAACUAUGGUUUUGUAUGAUUUAUUUUACUUUUACCAUGUUUUUCAAUCAAUUGUUUUUGUAUGUUCACAACAGUAGAUAUGAAUAAUACCCCACUAACCUGAAAUAACAUUUAAAUGUGUACCUGUUUUUGGUUUUUAAAUAAAGUGAGCAGUAACCAUUAUGUGAAUACUGAAUUAAACAGUGUUCACAUCCUCAUA